CCGCGCUGCAUACCGGCGAUGAUUGCUGUGUUAUGGGCUCGAAUUGGGUGGUGCAUGGUUUGGAUGGCGUUGGAUCCGAGCCUGAUCGGGUGGUGUAUGUGUGGCAUUGUUGUGAUCGGCACAUACCAGAAUGUCUACGCUGCUUGGAAAGCUCGCGAAGCUGGCACUGCGGGGUUUCAUCUCACUCCUUACACUCGCGCGCCAACGAUCAUUGGUACAUGCGAGGCUGUUAAGCACGAUGACAAAGAGAGUAUCGACUUCGCCGAAACCGAUGUGGAGCUCGUGGAGCUUGCGAAAUGGGUCGCAGACACCCAUCCCGCCAAUAACCCACUCUCCGCAUCCGACACCACUACCACCACCACGUCAAUGCCGAAAUGGCUCACCUCCAUGUCCAAGAGCGAUGGUGCUCCCGCCUGGCUCGAGCCCGUCAAGCCUGCAAAUUCCAUCGCGUACGUCGCCGGUGGUGCGCAAGCCGCGCUUGUCGAGCUUGAGAAAUGGGUUCCUUGUGCUGGGAUCGCGAAUCUCGUCGUCUUUUUCCCCAUCGGGCUCGGCCUUGACGCUGGAAAAAUGGAGAAAGGUAGCACUUUCAAGGAAUUCUGGAAACGUGCCCAUCACACCGUGGAGGUACGCGAGAAGGCGGAGUUGAAGCGGAGGAUGGAGGAACAGGCGGGCGAGGAUUUGAAAUCGGACCAUGGACGCAAGAGCCGCGUCGGGGGGCAUUUACAAGUAAGCGGCUCUUUAUCAGUGGUUUUACACUGA
Periconia digitata is the source of this 759-nucleotide messenger RNA. The record is from the annotation of a GenBank genome assembly. NCBI's taxonomy places the organism in Eukaryota, Fungi, Ascomycota, Dothideomycetes, Pleosporales, Periconiaceae.